AUGCGCAAUAAUAUCCUUUUAUCAGCCCUUGCCCUCGCGGCGGGGUCUCUCGCAGCAGACUGUAAUGGGCAUGCUGAGCUCUGCGAUCGACAGUAUAGCAAGGUCACCUUCGUGGGGGCCCAUAACUCGCCUUUCGUUGGGGUUGGCCCAGCAGAUAAUCAGUUAACCGACCCGACGGAACAACUAGACCAAGGUGUGCGAUUCCUUCAGGCGCAAACCCAAGAAAAAGACGGGUCGCCCCAGAUGUGCCAUACCUCAUGCUUAUUAGAGGAUGCUGGCUCAUUACAAGACUAUCUGGGCCCUAUUAAAACUUGGAUCGAUGCUCAUCCAAACGAAGUUGUAACGCUGCUUCUAACAAACCCCGAUGCGAUUGACAUCAACAAGUAUGGCGAUGUAUUCAAGUCAACUGGGCUGGACAGUUACGUCUUUACACCGGAUAAGACGUUCGGUUUAGAUGACUGGCCGACUCUGGGAGAUAUGAUCUCAAGCGGCAAGAGAGUCGUAGUAUUCAUGGAUUACAACAUGGAUACUUCCAAGGUCCCGUACAUUCUGGACGAGUUCGCCUACUACUUCGAGACUCCGUUUGACCCAACAGAGGAUAUACUUAGUGGAUGCGGCGUCGAUAGGCCCUCGGGCGUUUCAGCUGACGGUCGGAUGUUCCUCGCCAACCAUAACCGGAAUGUUGAACUCUUCCCCGAUGUCUUAAUCCCGGAUUUGAUUCAGGCGCACAAUACGAACUCGGUAGAGUCUAUUACCGAGCAGAAGACACUUGCAAGAGUAGCUAUGGUCGCGUACCUAACUUUAGGAGACACAAUAAAAGCCCAGGACCUCCUCAACGGGUUAUAG
Molecule: messenger RNA, 846 nt
Organism: Daldinia childiae
Lineage: Eukaryota; Fungi; Ascomycota; Sordariomycetes; Xylariales; Hypoxylaceae
Exons: 4
Coding region: 1-846 (281 amino acids)
Biological process (GO): lipid metabolic process
Molecular function (GO): phosphoric diester hydrolase activity
Source: RefSeq, a predicted model, not a curated record